CCCGCGGCAGCCCCCGGCACAUGGGCCGCGGCGCGGGGCGCUCGGAGCUGGGCAUGGCCGUGCCGCCCGCCCGCUGCCCGGACUGCCCGGCGCCGGGGCCGCCGCGGGGAGGGGGCGGCGGCGGCGGGGCCCCCGCCGUGCCCCACCUCGGCAUUGCGGUGGACGAGGGCGACGUGCUGCCCGGGGCGCUGCGGCUCAUGCGGGAGCUGCGACCCGCCUGGGAGACGGCGCGGGUGAAGACCAAGCUUUUCACCGAUGGCAUCACCAACAAGCUGGUGGCCUGCUACACGGAUGAAGGCAUGGCGGACGCGGUGCUGGUGCGCGUCUACGGCAGGAAGACGGAGCUUUUCGUGGACCGGGAAACGGAGCUGAAAAACUUCCAGGUGCUGCAAGCCCACGGCUGUGCCCCCGACCUCUACUGCGCCUUCCAGAACGGCCUCUGCUACGAGUUCCUGCCGGGCAUCGCCCUGGGACCGGACCACGUGCGGGACCCCUGCAUAUUCAGGCUGGUGGCCCAGGAGAUGGCCCGGGUGCACGCCAUCCACGCCAACGGCAGCAUCCCCAAGCCCAUCCUGUGGCAGAAACUGCACAAAUACCUCGCCCUCGUGAAGAUGGAUCUCAGCCCAAAGGUAUCCAACCCCAGCCUCCACCCAGAUGUGCCCAGCCUGGAAGUGCUUGAGCACGAGCUGGCCUGGAUGAAGGAAACCCUCUCCCAGCUGGAGUCCCCCGUGGUGCUUUGCCACAACGACCUGCUCUGCAAGAACAUCAUCUACAACGGCACUGAAGAGCACGUGCGGUUCAUAGACUACGAGUACACCGGCUACAACUACCAGGCUUUUGACAUCGGGAAUCACUUCAAUGAGUUUGCAGGCGUGAAGGAGGUGGACUACCGCCUCUACCCCAGCAAGGAGACCCAGCUGCAGUGGCUGCGCUCCUAUCUGCAGGCCUACAAGCAGCUGACCCAGGAGGACCAAGGAGGCAGAGGAGCAAUCGUGUCCGAGAAGGAGCUGGAGGCUCUCUACGUGCAAGUGAACAAGUUUUCUUUAGCAUCCCAUUUCCUCUGGGCAUGCUGGGGCCUGAUCCAAGAUAAAUACUCUACCAUAGACUUUAACUUCUUAAGAUAUGCAAAGCUAAGAUUUAAACAGUACUUCAAGAUGAAGCCGGUAGUCACAGCCCUGCAGAUUUCCAAAUAGCAUCUCCGGCCCGUGAGACCCUGAGCUAUUUUGUCCUUGCUGCGUCCACAGCCCUCGCCUCCCCCUUGCCCUUCCCGCCCCAGCUGGGGCUGAGGGCAGAUCCUGAUGGUGGGAAGGGGGAAGAGGAUCUCUGACCCAGCCACCGAUUAAAGGAGACCCUGGACAUAACUGAGACUGGACCAUGAGACGCUAAGGAGGACCACGGCCUCAGCGAGGCCCCUGCCUACGCCAGGAAGCCUUACCAUCGCCUUAACGCCGAGCCCAGGUGCCUGGCAGGUCUGUGCGGCGCUGGCACUACCGCUGCUCACCUGGCACCCAGUUUGCUCCCUCGCUGCUGCCCCCGAGGGGGGACGCGGAUGCCCCUGCCGCUCGGCAGCCCCGACCGCCGUGGCCAGCGCUGCCCAGUUGCUUUUGCUGCCCGAUGCACGUGCUGCACCCGUCCUGCCUUCGCUGGCCCCGGGGCCCCUCCUGGGCUCUCACCCCUUCCCGGGGUCCAUCGCGCUUCAGCCCUUGGUGCGCUCUGGCCCCGGGGGAGCGUGGGACCCUUUCGAAAGCGGGGCCGGUGCUGCUGCGGCUCGGCUCACGGCCGGGCUGUGUCCCUGCGGGGCAGCGAUGGCCAUGCCGCCUGUGGGGCCAGGGACCGGGGCCGGCGGGCGUCUGCCGGCAGGUGCUGGGCGCCUGCUGCCGCUGCAAUACACUCAUCCCAUGGCGA
Messenger RNA from Dromaius novaehollandiae (emu), 1905 nucleotides. RefSeq names its product ethanolamine kinase 2 (gene ETNK2). Gene Ontology annotation, molecular function: ethanolamine kinase activity. Gene Ontology annotation, cellular component: cytoplasm. Gene Ontology annotation, biological process: phosphatidylethanolamine biosynthetic process. The record is from RefSeq and is a predicted model, not a curated record. The transcript has 8 exons. Lineage: Eukaryota; Metazoa; Chordata; Aves; Casuariiformes; Dromaiidae. Bases 21 to 1193 code for a protein of 390 amino acids.